AGGUGACUGCAUAGUACGAAGUAUAUAUGCUACCUAAUUAACCUAGUUAGGUAUAUAGAGUAAGGUUGUACACGGGCGGUCAGGGGUAAACCAACCACGAUGAGCCACCCACAGGACGAGGUAUACCAGCGCUCGCUAGCGGACCCAGAGGCAUUCUGGGCUUCCCAGGCCUCAAAGCUGCACUGGUACAAGAAGCCGGACUCCGUGCUGACCCAGACGACGCGGAAGCUCGGCAGCGGGGUCGAGCACCCUCACUGGGAGUGGUUUGCCGGCGGCGAGAUAUCGACGUGCUUCAACUGCGUGGACCGCCACGUGCUGGCCGGCAACGGCAGCCAGCCCGCCGUCUUCUACGACAGCCCCGUCACGAAGACGAAGAGGACGAUUACGUAUGCGCAGCUGCUCGACGAGGUCGAGGUCACCGCUGGUGCGCUGAGGGAAGAAGGGGUUAAAAGGGGCGAUGUGGUGUUGGUUUAUAUGCCAAUGAUCCCAGCCGCACUGAUCGGAAUCCUCGCCAUCAACCGGCUCGGCGCAAUCCACGCCGUCGUCUUCGGCGGCUUCGCCGCCGCCUCCCUAGCCCAGCGCAUCGACGCGUCCAAGCCCGUCGCCAUCCUCACAGCCUCGUGCGGGAUCGAUGGGGCCAAGCCGCCCAUGGCGUACAAGCCGUUCAUCACCGAGGCCAUCCAGCUGUCCCGCCACAAGCCGGGCCGCGUGAUAGUCUGGCAGCGGGACGAGCUGCGGUGGGACCCGCUGGACAAGGCGGGCGGCGAGCGCAACUGGUUCAAGAUGGUGCGCAGCUGCAGAGCACGGGGCGUGAAGGCCGAUUGUGUGCCGGUCGGGGCGACCGAUGAGAUCUACAUCAUCUACACGAGCGGAACGACGGGCACGCCGAAGGGCGUCGUACGCCAGGCAGGCGGCCACGCGGUUGGGUUGCACCUCUCCAUAAGCUAUUUGUUCGGUGUUCACGGGCCCGGGGAUGUGAUAUUUACCGCUAGUGAUAUCGGCUGGGUCGUUGGACACUCCUUUAUAAUUUACGGCCCCCUCCUAGCCGGGGCAGCAACGGUCUUGUUCGAAGGAAAGCCCGUCGGAACACCUGACAGUUCGACUUUCUGGCGCAUCGUGCAGGACUACAAAGUGACGAGUCUUUCCACAGCUCCCACCGCUCUCCGAGCUAUCAAAAGAGACGACCCCGAAAACAAAUCCCUUAAGCGGAUAGGCGAGCAAGGCGGCCUGAAAAGCCUCAGGGCACUGUUCCUUGCUGGCGAGAGGUCGGAGCCCUCGAUCAUCACCAUGUACCAGGAGCUUAUACGGCGAUACGGCGCCCCCAAUGCCACGGUGGUAGAUAACUGGUGGUCAUCGGAAUCCGGGUCGCCCAUCUCGGGGAUCAGUCUAGCCGCUUACACGGUCGACUCCCGGCAGGCCAAAAGCCAUAGCUACAAGCCGUUGGCUAUCAAGCCGGGGAGUGCGGGAAAGCCGAUGCCGGGGUUCGACGUUAGGGUGGUAGAUGAUAAGGGUAACGAGGUGAAGAGGGGGAAGAUGGGCAACAUUGUUCUGGCGACCCCGCUUGCGCCGACGGGAUUCACGACGCUGUGGAAAGACGAGGAGAGGUUUUAUAAUGGCUACCUUAAGAGGUUCACUGGGAAGUGGAUUGAUACGGGUGACGCCGGAAUGAUAGAUACUCAGGGGUACAUUAGUAUCAUGAGCCGAAGCGACGAUUUGAUAAAUACUGCGGGCCACCGUCUUUCGACUGCAAUAGGCUCCAUCGAGCAAGCAAUCACCAGCCAUCCUCUGGUCGCCGAAGCCAGUGUAGUCGGCAUCCCCGACUCUCUCAAGGGCCAGCUCCCCUUCGCCUUCAUAACCCUCUCCGUGCCCGAACACCCCACCUCAGCCGUACCCGACUCGGCACUAUUACAAGAGAUCCAAAACCGGGUGCGGAAACAGGUCGGGGGUAUCGCCACGCUGGGCGGCAUAAUACAGGGCAAGGGGAUGAUCCCCAAGACGCGGUCGGGCAAGACGCUGCGCAGGGUGCUGAGAGAAUUGCUCGAGAACGCCGUGCACGGGGAGAUGGAGAACGAGGUCCAGUACCCGGCUACGAUUGAGGAUGUGGCGGUGAUCGAUGUGGCGAGGGCGAAAGUUGCCGAGUACUUUCAGCAUAAAGGGGAUGUUCACAAAGCUAUCGAGACGAGGGCGAAGUUGUAGGCUAGGUACACUGCUCACCUCUGGGCGAGACUGAAGAUGAUAGUACUUCAACUACUUGGGAGGGUUUUGAUUUUUUUUUUCGUCUCUCGCGUGGUGUAAAAGGGAGAAAAUGCCAUUUCUAUUGCGACUGCUAGCGAACGCCUAUGUUUAAUACCGUAUACCUACCUACCUAGAGGUUAGGUACUUACCACCUAAAAUUUAAUUUCUAGAGAUUUCCCUACUCGCUAUCCACUUCUUGUAGUUAGGUACUUGUUAACGAACCCCCAUGGCCCCUUCGAAAUGAGGUCUUUGGGGUUGUCAUAAUCUUCACCCCCUAUACCUGAAGUUG
This is a messenger RNA of Hypoxylon fragiforme, 2524 nucleotides long. RefSeq names its product AMP-binding enzyme. The record is from RefSeq and is a predicted model, not a curated record. The transcript is spliced from 6 exons. NCBI's taxonomy places the organism in Eukaryota, Fungi, Ascomycota, Sordariomycetes, Xylariales, Hypoxylaceae. The coding region runs from base 100 to 2196 and encodes 698 amino acids.